This is a messenger RNA of Pararge aegeria (speckled wood butterfly), 2177 nucleotides long. It is a transcript of the gene bcn92, whose product is annotated as LYR motif-containing protein 4B. Lineage: Eukaryota; Metazoa; Arthropoda; Insecta; Lepidoptera; Nymphalidae. Bases 83 to 349 code for a protein of 88 amino acids. Gene Ontology annotation, cellular component: L-cysteine desulfurase complex; mitochondrion. Gene Ontology annotation, biological process: iron-sulfur cluster assembly. The transcript is spliced from 3 exons. The record is from RefSeq and is a predicted model, not a curated record.
GCACUUGCUUUUAUUUACUAUCGUUUGACGUUUCCAAAUCUUAGUAUUCUAAUGUUCUAAAAACCUUCGUAAUAUUAACAAAAUGGCAUCAGCAAUACCAAAAAUCCAAGUUUUGUCGCUGUACAAAUCGCUAAUGAAGGAAUCUAAAAAGUUCUCCAACUAUAAUUUCAGGUUGUACGCAUUAAGGCGCAUUCGAGAUGCAUUCAAAGAAAGUAAAUUAUUAACAGACCCUAAAUUAAUAAAGAAAGAAUUUGAAUAUGGGAAACAGAAUCUGGAGAUAAUCCAACGUCAGGUGGUUGUCGGAAACAUGUACCAGACCGAGAAACUUGUGAUAGAGAAUGUACGAUAGGAAUAUUUUGAUACAGGAUUAUAAUAAAAUACACAAACAAUUUUGAGUAUGGUAUAAGUUGUAAUAUAUUGUUGCAUCUAGUUGUGUUCUUAUCUUGCUGAUCUGCAUGUUUCAAUUCAAAGGUUAUGACACAUUGCUGCAAAAGACAAAAUGUACUGAUGCUAGCACCUUAGACAUGCCAAUAACAUUAUCAGCACUAGCCAACAGCCAUACACCCAGAUUAAAUGUGGCACUGUCAUAGUACAAUACUAAAGCAAUUAUUUGAGACACACCAUCAUAAUACAUAUCAGUUACUCUCUUGCGAUGCUGCUCCAUAAGCGAAAUUUAUUGUGAGCAAGACAACUUGAUAAGUAUACAUUCAUACCAUAUGUCCCAGAUGUAAGCAUGCAGUAUGCAACUUAAGUAAACUACACUGACAAUAUUCUUUAGUGCACAAAAGGGUAUUCUAACCCUGGCAAAAAAAUUGUUGAUAUUCGCUCCUAAAUGUUCUGCGUGACCAUUGGCUAAAACAUAUUUAAACUAAAAAAUGCGUUUGCAGGUAUGGUGUAACUUAUAUCAGAUUUAGGAAGAUUUAAAAUUUUGGCCGCAAUUGUUGCAAAAAUGUUACAAUAUUUAUGAAUAUAAUGUUAUGAUAGUGAUAUGAUUUGUUAAAAAAACUAUGUAAAAUAUAUGUUUAUGGUAGAAACACAUAAAAACAGUUUACGCCAAGUUCAUGUUAAAUGAAAUAAAAAAAACAUUUAUACAUAUUAAAAUCAAUAAUUUGAACUACGAAAGUUACACAGUUCUACGUUGGUAGCCCCCCACUUCGUAAUAGCGGGAACUUAGGAGGAUAACAGCUUGUGGAAAAUUUUAAGUUAGUAAUAAGGAACCGGUUUAUGCCACAACAAAUAAGCAUAUAAUUAACUUGCUAUGUUAGUAUGGGCUAAAUCUUGCAACUGUGUAUUAAACAAGCUAUACUCGUCGCGUCACACACUUCAUACGGCACUUAAUUUCAUUUGACAUGAAGCGCAUUUAAAUGCUUUAAUUCGAGUUGAGUUGGCGUCAAGUCAGGUGUGUGAAGGGCAUCAGUCGGUUGGAUUCAUUUGUAAACUGUAGCAGUAAACGUCACGUAUGUAUAAACUACGCAACCCAUACAGCAAAACAGCUCUUUUCGAGCUUUUUCUGCACCAGUCCACUUUUAUAUAAUCACUUACACAUAAUUGAGACGCGCGAAUUGCCUUAGUUUAAGCGCAAAUUUAAGGAAUUCUGAAUGAAUGCAAAAAAGUUAUUUGCAAUGAAUGACUAUCUCAUAGAUAAGGUGUGACAUUUAUUUGACAUGAUUUUUACUAUUAUACAAACAUGAUUUGCAUGCUGUUAAGCGGAAUUUGGUUAAGAGGUAACCAUAAUAUUUAAGACCUGUAUAAAUUUGCAAAGAAAUAAAUAAAUUAAUAAUUCAGAAAACAAUAAAGGAACGAAAUCCAUUAACCGCUUAAUGAGAGGUUUUCUUUUGUGAGCGUAAAAUACGUUGACAGAUAGCUUGUGGUUGAUCUCUCAGCAAAACUGGCAUCGCGCUUGUAUUUUUUUAAAUAUAUUUGGCCACGAAGCAGCCGUUUGAUAUAGUGGUGAACAAAGGCUAUUUGAAAUUGGAUUGUAAGCGAUGGUAUUUCAUGUCCAGAUACACAGAUUAUAAGUAUGUUAACGUUAUUAUUUUAGGUAUGCACUGCCAUUGUGUGUUGUACCAGUGUUUUGCUUUAUUUUAUUGUUUAAUAUUAAAAAUAUAUACCUCUUCUCUUUAAUUUUGAUUGUACGAGUAGGUGCAUAAAUAAAAUAGUAUUAAAUGUUAAUCUCA